UCCUCUGAAAGGAGAUUACUUGCUAGGUCUUUGGAACAAGAUCGUCGACAGGAACGAACCAUGGAACGACUUCCAGCGGUAUCCUCUGAAAGACGUUCCACUGCUAGAUCUGUCUCCCUUGAUCGUCGGCAAGAUCGAAGUGCUGAGCACGUGCCUCGAGAAUCCUCUGAAAGGAGGUUACUUGCUAGGUCUUUGGAACAAGAUCGUCGCCAGGAACGCACUAUGGAACGACUUCCAACAAAAUCCUCUGAAAGACGUUCCACUGUUAGAUCUGUCUCCCUUGAUCGUCGGCAAGAACGAAGUGCUGAGCGCCUGUCUCCAGAAUCCGCUGAACGGAGGUUACUUUCUCGGUCUUUGGAACAAGAUCGUCGCCAGGAACGGACUAUGGAACGACUUCCAUCGAAAUCCUCUGAAAGACGUUCCAGUGUUAGAUUUGUCUCCCUGGAUCGUCGACAAGAACGAAGUGCUGAACGUCUGUCUCGAGAAUCCUCUGAAAGGAGAUUACUUGCUAGGUCUUUGGAACAAGAUCGUCGCCAGGAGCGGAGUAUAGCACGAUUUCCAACAAAAUCCUCUGAAAGACGUUCCACUGUUAGAUCUGUCUCCCUUGAUCGUCGGCAAGAACGAAGUCCUGAGCACGUGCCUCGAGAAUCCUCUGAAAGGAGGUUACUUGCUAGGUCUUUGGAACAAGAUCGUCGCCAGGAACGCACUAUGGAACGACUUCCAACAAAAUCCUCUGAAAGACGUUCCACUGCUUUGGAACAAGAUCGUCGCCAGGAACGGACUAUGGAACGACUUACAUCGAAAUCCUCUGAAAGACGUUCCAGUGUUAGAUCUGUCUCCCUGGAUCGUCGACAAGAACGAAGUGCUGAACGUCUGUCUCGAGAAUCCUCUGAAAGGAGGUUACUUGCUAGGUCUUUGGAACAAGAUCGUCGCCUGGAACGGAAUGUGGAAAUACUUUCUAGGGAUGACUCUGGAAGAAGAUCCACUUCUAGGUCUGUCUCCCUGGAUCGUCGACAAGAACGAAGUGCUGAGCGCCUGUCUCGAGAAUCCUCUGAAAGGAGAUUACUUGCUAGGUCUUUGGAACAAGAUCGUCGCCAGGAGCGGAGUAUAGCACGAUUUCCAACAAAAUCCUCUGAAAGACGUUCCACUGUUAGAUCUGUCUCCCUUGAUCGUCGACAAGAACGAAGUGCUGAGCGCCUGUCUUCAGAAUCCUCUGAACGGAGGUUACUUUCUCGGUCUUUGGAACAAGAUCGUCGCCAGCAACGGACUAUGGAACGACUUCCAAUGAAAUCCUCUGAAAGACAUUCCACUGUUAGAUCUGUCUCCCUUGAUCGUCGGCAAGAACGAAGUACUGAGCGCCUGUCUCGAGAAUCCUCUGAAACGAGGUUACUUGCUAGGUCUUUGGAACAAGAUCGUCCCCUGGAACGGAAUGUGCAGCGACUUUCUAGGGAUGACUCUGAAAGACGAUCCACUUAUAGAUCUGUCUCCCUGAAUCGUCGACAAGAACGAAGUGCUAAACGUCUGUCUCGAGAAUCCUCUGAAAGGAGGUUACUUGCUAGGUCUUUGGAACAAGAUGGUCGACAGGAGCGGACUAUGGCACGACUUCCAACGAAAUCCUCUGAAAGACGGUCCACUGUUAGAUCAGUCUCCCUUGAUCGUCGGCAAGAACGAAGAGCUGAGCGCCUGUCUCGAAAAUCCUCUGAACGGAGAUUACUUGCUAGGUCUUUGGAACAAGAUCGUCGCCAGGAACGGAAUAUGGAACGACUUUCUAGGGGUGCCUCUGAAAAACAAUCGACUUUUAGGUCUGUCUCCCUGGACCGUUGGCAUGAACAAAGUGCUGAGUAUCGUUCUCGAGAGUCGUCUGAAAGGAGUCUACUUGUGACAUCUUUGGAGCUAGAUCUUCGCCACGUACGAAAAAUGCAGCAGCUCUCAAAGGAUACUUCAGAGAGGCUAUCAACUACCAGAUCUGUCUCCCUGGAUCUUCGGCAAGAACGAAGAGCUGAACAUUUGUCUCGUGAAUCCUCUAGUAGGCACUCACUUGCCUGGUCUUCAUCGCUGGAUCGUCGCCAAGAGCGUAAUAUUGUGGUACAUGCUGAAGAUUCUUCUAGGAAGCAUCGUUAUCAAUGGACUGCAGUUCGUUUGUCGAGAGACAUCUCACACAAGCGAUCAGUGAUUAAAUCUGACCUAAUCAGUCUUAGUGAGCGGCGGAACGUGGAUCUGCUUUGGAAGCAAUCUCUUGUUAGACUAGCAGCGUCUCUGCCUCUAUCGGGAGAUAGACUAAAUCGUCGUCUGCAGAAGGAGCUAACGCUGAGCUCUGGGCGACGACUCACGAGUUCUUCCUUAUUUAUGGAUAGAAGAACAGAUGCUGCUUCUGUUAUGAGUUAUUUACCAGCUGGUCGACAGAACCAGGCGGGCGACAUUGACGGAUCAGCAGUUUCAAACACCAGGAGUACCGCUGAUAAUACACGGGCAGCCGCCAUAUUCCUACCAAAGACUGAGUCCUUCAGCUGGGGACGCUUACCGCUUGACAUUAACCUCUGCAUCGCCUCUAUCGUGUUAAUCCUGAUUCAAUGGAUGGACCACUCACAGAAAGGGGUGCAGAGACACUGGAGUGUGGACGAAUCCGCGAGCGAGGCUUCGUCUGGGAAGAUGAACUGGGACGGAGUUGGCAGGAGCCUGUGGCAGCUGGCCGGGGGCGGCACCGCCUCCGCGCUGUCCGCCGCCUGAGCCGCCCCCGACGCCACCUCUCCGCCCCCCGACGCCGCCUCCAGCCUCGCCGCUAGUCGCCGCCAGCCGAGCCGUAGUGCAGACCCCAGCCGACGCUUCUAGGGACCACACUCGUAUACAAAGACGAGAAUAAAUUAUUUUUCUCUCAGGAAAAAAAAAAUAUUUUUAUUUCGAAGAUAAAGUGUCUGUUCACUGAUUUGUAACGUCAGACUUUUAUCGAUCUGUUACUGUGUUAAUCGACAAUGUAUUUUACAGUUCGUUGUAGUGUAGAACCAAGAAACGUAGUUAAUAUUCAGAUUACGAGUACUUCGUGUAGCGCUAGCUAGAACAUUCCUGUUAUUCCACCUGUAUACUGCUGUGACAAAUUCUCCUGUACCUGUCAUGUGGUAAAUACGACAACA
Messenger RNA from Schistocerca serialis cubense, 3128 nucleotides. RefSeq names its product trichohyalin-like. The coding region runs from base 61 to 2727 and encodes 888 amino acids. Lineage: Eukaryota; Metazoa; Arthropoda; Insecta; Orthoptera; Acrididae. The transcript has 4 exons. The record is from RefSeq and is a predicted model, not a curated record.